UAUUUCACUGAACAGCAAAGCUUCCCUAGAGAACUCGCCAUUGGGUUUUGGGAACUCUCGCUCGCUCUCCACAUUCCACCGUCACCGAAACAAAACAAAUUGGUCGUCUCUGCCCUUAUUUUAAUACCCCUUUUUAUUUUGGUUGUGAAGAGGCUCCCCUUCCCACUUCUGUCCCGUGUUAAUAGAGUUAGGGUUUCCGAGGCGUUUCUGCUUCGACAGAAGGAUGAUGCAGGAACCGACCUCUUCUUUUCCGAAGAAAUUCUCCGUUGUUUUCUCCUGAAUAACCUUCAUCCAAUCCACGCAUGGCUUGAAUUAGGUUUUUAUUCCAGGGGUGGCAGUCCCGCCAUGGAAAGGUAUAAUGGUUCUGCACAUGGAAGUACAGAAAAACAUCUGGUUCAAGGUAAUGAGUCAAAUCCGCAUCUAAUAGCUCCACCUCUUGAACAAAUUGAAAUUAUGGACAACAAAGGCGUCCCUGAGUUCAUUGUUGACCAGGGCAUAUACUAUCCUACUGCCACCGAUUAUUAUGGGUAUUACUGUACAGGAUUUGAAUCACCUGGCGAAUGGGAUGACCACCACAAGUUUUUUGCAUCAGAUGGUCAAGAUCUCCAUUAUGCGGGUUUGCAAACUGAAAGUUUGCCUUAUGUAUAUUAUACACCUAGCUAUGGAUAUGCACAGUCUCCAUACAAUCCAUACAAUCCUUACAUACCUGGUGCUAUUGUAGGAAUUGAUAGCCCGCUCGUAGGAACUCAACCAUAUUAUACCAGCCCUACUUAUCAUCCGCCUGUAUCAUCACCUACCUAUUUCCCUAUUAUUGUUCAAUCUGGAGCAGAUGUUGCCCAAAAUAGAUCACCAGGCGCCACUUUGUUAAGUACAGCUGCAUCAAAUGCUAGUAGAUCUGAUGGCCCAAGUUUAAAACAUAAUUAUACAUCAGCAUCUAUAGUGACAACCACUGUCCCUACAAAGUCUACUUUUGGGCAUGUGAAAGCUGAACCUGUUGAAACUGCUUCAAAUUCCUUGACUAAGACAUCCGAAGUGUUAAACGCGAAUGCAACAUCCAGUAAGCAGCCUGCAUUGCAUGGAAGUAUGCUCCCUGGUACUGUCCAUUCGGUUUCAUCACUUGUCAACCAGGCAAAAGGUGUAGGUGCAAUUCAAGCUGCUGAUCACUUGUCACCUGGGAGGGGUUCAUCUUUUCGUAAUUCUUUAAAAUUUUCACUGCCUGUUCAUAAUUUGUCAGACUUUGGAUCAAAUGGGCAUGGAUGGGCCACAGCUGAUAAGAUGAGGUCAAGGCUGCCUUAUGGAGGAAUAUUAAACAGUGUUAAUGGAAGUUCAGAUAUGUUGGGAGAACAGAACCGGGGACCUAGAACAAACAGACCAAAAGGUCAAUGGAUAUCACCCAUCUCAGUUAAGGCCUACACAACUAAGGCUGGGGUUAGUAAUGCACAAGGAAAUAUAACUAUAUAUCCUGAUCAGUAUAACAGAGAGGAUUUUUCAGUAAACUAUAUAAAUGCUAAAUUCUUUGUAAUCAAGUCCUACAGCGAGGAUGAUGUACAUAAGAGCAUUAAGUAUAGUGUUUGGUCAAGUACACCUAAUGGAAACAAAAGGCUGGACAGUGCAUAUGAGGAUGCAAAGAAAAUAGCUGCUGGUAAACCAAGGGGUUGUCCUGUCUUCCUGUUCUUCUCUGUUAAUGCAAGUGGGCUGUUCUGUGGGGUUGCGGAGAUGACUGGUCCUGUUGACUUCCAGAAAGACAUGGAUUUCUGGCAGCAAGAUAAAUGGAAUGGUAGCUUCCCCGUGAAGUGGCACAUGAUAAAAGAUGUACCAAACGCUAAUUUUAGGCACAUCAUAUUAGAGAACAAUGACAAUAAGCCAGUGACUAAUAGCAGAGACACACAGGAGAUAAAUUACAGGCAAGGCAUGGAGAUGCUGAAUAUUUUCAAAGAUUACACUUUGAAGACUUCUAUACUGGAUGACUUUAUGUACUAUGAAGAGCGGCAGAAGAUUAUGCAAGAAGAGAAGGCCAGACUACUUACUAAAAGCUAUGAUGGUUCUUUUUUCAUACCUACGUUUGUUCCUCCCAGCAGAACAAAUGUUACGGUUGAUGUGCCUCUGAAAGCAAAUAUUACACCCACUAAGAUUUAUGAUGCUAACAGCUCAGGGAAGACUGUGGUCACUACUAAUGAGCAGGUUCCCCUGAAUUCUGAUACCACAAACUCAUCUGGUAUCAGAAAUGACAAUCCUAAGCACGAGUUUGAAGAUUCAAAUGACGUGACAAGUGGGUUGAAAGUUGGUUCUCUGACCAUUAAGCCAAAGGAAGAUAAUGCUGAAGUGUCGGCAGUAUCUGUGAAAGCAGUGGAAGCUGAACCUGUUGAUGUCGUUACAGUGGGUUCAAUGCCUGUCAAGGUUAAUAGGUUUGAUUCUUCAUCCAGGAUUUUGACAGUGGGAACCAUUGAAAUUGAUCCUAAAGCACUAAAGCUUGGUAAGGGCGAUAGUUUUGCCUCAACUGGCUCAACAGUUUUAUGAUAAAAAGAGAUAUCCUGGAAUUGGAGGGGUUUAUCUAAUUAACGGCUGUUAAAAGUGGGGGUAGCUUUUCCUUCUGAACAAAUCCUGUGCUGUCGCCCACUCAUCACUGGAAUGUAGGUGGUGGUCAUGUUGCACAAAUUAUCGUUAUUUAAGCUUCAUAUUUGUUCCGUAGCAGAUGAUUAUAUCAAAGGGUUCAUUGUUACUUGUGCUAUUUUUUAUAGUAAACUUGUCUUCGUCCAUAGUAAUAUACUCCAAAAUGCAAAAUGGUUUGGAAAUAGUGGGAAGGGAGAGGAGGGUCGGUCUUUUGGCCCUGAAAUUUAGUUGUGCAAGUUAUACAUUUAUUAUUAACGAUUUCUUUUCGUCCAGUCGUUCCAUUUAUUCUAUAGAUUCAAUAUACAUGUAAGAGUUCCCAUUGCUCAUA
Molecule: messenger RNA, 2938 nt
Organism: Nelumbo nucifera (sacred lotus)
Lineage: Eukaryota; Viridiplantae; Streptophyta; Magnoliopsida; Proteales; Nelumbonaceae
Gene: ECT7
Product: evolutionarily conserved C-terminal region 7
Biological process (GO): mRNA destabilization
Cellular component (GO): cytoplasm
Molecular function (GO): mRNA binding
Source: RefSeq, a predicted model, not a curated record